Cannabis sativa is the source of this 3916-nucleotide messenger RNA. Its product is annotated as glucan endo-1,3-beta-glucosidase. Gene Ontology annotation, biological process: carbohydrate metabolic process. NCBI's taxonomy places the organism in Eukaryota, Viridiplantae, Streptophyta, Magnoliopsida, Rosales, Cannabaceae. Gene Ontology annotation, cellular component: plasma membrane. Bases 2331 to 3737 code for a protein of 468 amino acids. Gene Ontology annotation, molecular function: hydrolase activity, hydrolyzing O-glycosyl compounds. The transcript is spliced from 4 exons. The record is from RefSeq and is a predicted model, not a curated record.
AAUAUAGAAAGCAUUUACUUUAUAUAUACUCCCAAACAUGACAUAUAUAGUUAAACCCAACCUAAUAAGUCUUAUCAGAACAGAAAGGUCUUCUUCUGCUUCAUAUUAAGAGAGAAAGAAAGUGAGAGUGAGAGAGAGAUCUAGAUAAGUAUUGAAUCUUCUUUGUAAUUUCUCUUGCUCAAAUGAGUAUUCCAGCAACAGUAGUUGCAUAUAUAUUAUAUAUAUAUAUAUAAUAUGUGAUCUAAUGACUUCUUCUGGUAUCUGAGAUGCUCAUUUGGGCAAGCAAUGUUACACAAAAAGGGUAUUUUAGGCACUAAAUUAUUUGAUUGUUAUAGUAAUUAUUAUGGAUUCUUCAUCAAGUCUCUCUUCACCAGAUAAGUUAUUUUACUUCUGUCUUUCUUGAUUUAUGUUUAUUAUGCUUUCUUCUCUUAAACUUUGUGUGAUAAAUAUGAAAACUAGAUCUAAAAGAAAAUUAAUCAUUAUUUAAGCAUAUAUAUACUGAAAAAUUAUACUAGGGCACCAAAGGGUAGUUUCUAUUUUUAACACUUGAUUAUGUAAGUCAAAUUUUCUUUCCUUUAUAGUUUUAGUUGCAGAAGACAUUAUAAGUAUAUAGUUUAGCUUUGAUCUCUCCUUCUGCUAAGAGAUUUUGUUUUUUUUUAAUGAUUUUAGCUUUUUUUAGAAGAUAUUUUUAGAACCAUUUUAUUGGGUAUUAGUGGUGGUAGCGCCCUAUUAUUGAUUAGUGAUGUUCUUUAAAAAUUAUUUUCAUAAUAUAUGGGACCCGAUACUUAAUUACACUAAUAACAGUAUGACACCGAGGAAGGUGUUAUGCACAAUGAUACCUUUUAGCAAUUCACUAUUUUUAGUCUCUUGUUCAGUUUUUUUAAGGCGUCUCUCAUUUAUGUAUGUCGUUCGGUUAAUUUAACUGCGUAUGAGUUAAUUGUACACGCACUUAGAGUGGAUAGUAAACUAGUCUAGAUGAAAAAAAUUUCAUUUCUUACGAUAUACUAAACACUCUUGAUUUUUUUUAAUGAAAAAUUUGUUAUUUGUCAAAAAAAAAAAAAAAAAAACCUAAGAUUCAAAUUAAGUUACACACUACUUAUUUAUUUUUUAAUUAUUAGUAUUUUUGCUUCCUGAAUUUUUUAUACUAGUAAGUUGUGCCUUUUAUAGUAUAUAAUUUAUUAAUAAUAUUUUUUGAAAUAUAAAUUUUACAGUAACGUAAUCUUUUUAUUACAUUUUCUUCAAUUUUAACAUGAUGAAAUAAGUAAAGUGAUGAAUUGUAGUUAGUAAAUGGAUACAAAUUAUAUACCAUUUACCAAUUUUUAUGUUAAUGAAUAAUAUAAUAAAAGAGUUAAAACUAUAACAUAGACUCUAUUAUAUAUAAUUAUAAAUUAUAAUUUUUUCUUAAUACUAAAAGCAUAUGUUCUUACUUGUAGGGACAAAAAUAAUACUUUUACUAUAAUUGCCCUAUAUAUAUUAUGAAAAAUUUUAAGAAUAUCAUUUUGUCUUUAUUAGUAGGAUCCAUCGUCCCUAUUUUUAAUAUCUAGAGAAAUUAUAAUUCAAAUUUUUUAAUAAAACUAUGUACAUUAUAGGUAUAUAUAGGAGGUGUUUCACCUAUUUUCAAAUGAAGGUUGCUGAGUGGUUAACCGAAAGCUUCAUCAAAUGAAGAUUUCAAUCCCAGUAAACAUGGAUCGUGGGUUGUUGUUGAAACUGUAAUGCAACAGUUAUAUCUGUUGCGAGCCAACUAACGUCCAACUUAAUUGCAACUAAAAAUAUAAAAUGUGAAUGUGUAUAUGUGAGAAACUAUUUGUUAGUAUUUUUUUGUCACUGAUCGAUAAUUACUUAUACCUUAAUAGUACUAAUAUGUGAAGAAAUAUUUGUUAGCAAAAUAUUUAUGCAACUGUAAUGCAACUGCUAUGAAACAUUAAAAAUCAGAGCAGUGUUUCCACGUACGUAAUUCUAUCUACAUGUCUCUUCGUGAUUUAAUACGAACAAAUUCACUAUUAGAAAUUUGAAAAAACAACGAAAAUACACUAGGAUUAAUAUUUUACUAUAGUAUUGAUGUAAUUUUUUUUUAGAUUAUACUUGAGUUAGAUUGUUUGUGAACUCUAGUUUAACUUUUUGAGAUCUGCAUUUCAUGGAUCUGAAAAUUGAAGUCAGGACAUUAAUUUUAUGCAAAUUAAAUUAGAUUUUUGGUUAAAUUUUAGUUUCAUAUUAGUUUUUCUGCACUUUUUUUUUUCAUGAAUUAGAAACAAUCCUGUUUUGAUUGAUUCCGGUCGUUUUUUUAAUAGUGGUUCUUUUUUUGGUUAGAUUUUGUUUCGGUUGUGUUGAGAAUGUUGCAUCAGAUGAAGAUUUCAAUGUGUGUAAGAGGAGUUGAAGGAGAAGGUAUUGGGGUUAACUAUGGAACUGUAGCAGAUGAUCUUCCACCACCAACUCAAGUGGCCAAAUUCCUUGUUAAAUCCACCAUUAUCAACAAAAUUAGACUAUUCGAUACAAACCCAGAAAUCAUCAAAGCUUUUGCUCAUACUGGAAUCUCACUCACCAUUACUAUCCCCAACGAUCAAAUCCCACAUCUCACUAAGCUCGCUUCAGCUCAACAAUGGCUCAAAACCAACCUCCAACCUUACCUUCCGGCCACCGACAUUGUCCGAAUUUUAAUGGGCAACGAAGUAUUAGCCACAGCAAACAAACUCCUAAUCGCCUCCCUCGUCCCCGCCAUGGAAACCCUCCACGCCGCCCUCGCCGACGCAGGACUCGACCGCAAAAUCAAAGUCUCCACUCCUCAUUCCCUCGGCAUUCUCGCCUCUUCCAGUCCGCCGUCGACGGGAAAGUUCCGGCAAGGCUACGACAUCCAUGUGCUUAAACCCUUACUCGAUUUUCUCAACUCCACCGAUUCCCCUUUCAUGGUGAACCCAUACCCAUUUUUUGGGUCUUCACCGCUAACGAUCGAUUACGCUCUGUUCCGAGUCAACGCCGGCGUCGUUGACCAGAACACAGAGCUCAAAUACAACAACAUGUUGGAUGCUCAGCUGGACGCGGUGUAUUCAGCCAUGAAAAUUUUGGGGUUUCCAGAUCUUGAUAUUGUGAUCGCCGAAACGGGUUGGCCAUCCGACGGAGAUUUGCCCCAAAUCGGAGUUGAUCCGGCAACGGCGGCGGAGUACAACGGGAAUCUCUUACGUCACGUGACCUCUGGUUCAGGCACGCCUCUCAUGCCGAAUCGGACUUUCGAGACUUACAUAUUUGGUCUCUUUAAUGAGAAUCUCAAGCCCGGCCCAACUUGCGAGAGAAACUUUGGGCUUUUCAGGCCCGAUUUUACGCCAGUCUACGACAUUGGAAUCUUACGGCCCACGGCUCGAUCGUCCGUACCUGUUGGGGAUCGUCCGUACCCGGGACCAAGCCCAAGCCCAAGCCCAAGCCCAGGCCCAAAUGAUGGACCAGUGGCGUCACCACCACCGCAUGCGGAGAGAAGAGGGAGAGGAAAAGGUUGGUGUCUACCCAAAAUGGCGGCUGAUUCAGAAGCCUUGCAGAAGAAUAUUGAUUAUGUAUGUGGGCUGGGCCUGGACUGUGGCCCAAUCCAACAAGGUGGGCCGUGCUUUCUACCUGAUUCAGUCAGAGCCCAUGCAGCUUAUGCCAUGAACUUGUAUUACCAAGUAAUGGGAACGAACGGCUAUGCUUGUGAUUUCGAGAAAACUGGAGCAAUCUCACACGUUGAUCCAAGCUAUGGAAAAUGCAAAUAUUGAGGAUGAAGCUGAAGAAAAUUCUAUUGAGAGCAAUCUAGUUUAAUUUUUGUUCACACUAUUGUGACCAUAAAUAGCUCUUUUUCAUCUAAUGAUUUAUAUGAUACAAAUUACGUAGUUUAAUUACUAUUUACUAUUAUAUAUAAAGCUAAAAUAAAAUUAGUUACAUUUUUUUAAUUUUA